Molecule: messenger RNA, 960 nt
Organism: Cordyceps militaris CM01
Lineage: Eukaryota; Fungi; Ascomycota; Sordariomycetes; Hypocreales; Cordycipitaceae
Product: gamma-cysteine synthetase regulatory subunit, putative
Exons: 1
Coding region: 1-960 (319 amino acids)
Biological process (GO): glutathione biosynthetic process
Cellular component (GO): glutamate-cysteine ligase complex
Molecular function (GO): glutamate-cysteine ligase catalytic subunit binding; enzyme regulator activity
Source: RefSeq, a predicted model, not a curated record
AUGUCCGCUGGUCCUUCGGUGAUCCGCAAGUCCAAGUCGCCCGGCGGCCGGUCCAACCUCGAACUCGUCAACUCGCUGCGCGAAAACUUUGUCGCCGCCAAACUCGACUACGCGACCUUUCCGCCGCAGACCAACGGCCACGCCCCCGCCCCGAUCCCUCCCGCGGUCGAAGUCUGGACCGAAAAAACGGCGGGCAGCGACUCCUCCUCCUCCUCCUUCCCCGACAAGCACAUCUUCAUCCCGCGCAUCCACUGGGACGGCGCGGGGCUGCAGGACGAGGCGAGCCAGUACGAAAUCACCGUCAAGCUCUUCUUCCUGCCGCCGGCGGGCGCGGGCGCGCACGACACGGCGAGCCUGGCGGCCGAGCGCGCGCGCUACGUCGAGGACGCGCUGCGGCUGGUGACGCGCGAGCUCGGCGUCGCGACCAUUGACCUGCUCGUGGCCUCGUUCCCCGGCAUGUCGUUUGAGGGCACGUGCGAGUGGGAGGCGGACAAGCGCAACGCGCAGCAGGGCAACCUGGACGACGAGGUGGCGACCUGGGGCGUGCUCGAGGCGCUGCAGCGCGCCGGCCGCGUGCGCCAGCUCGGCGUCGCCGAGUUUGGCAGCGAGAAGCUCGCCGCCUUCAUGGCCCGCACCGCCGUCCGCCCCGCCGUCGACCAGAUCAACCUCCGCGACUGCUGCAACGUGCCGCCGCCGCUCAAGCAGCUCGCCGCCGCCCACGGCAUCGAGCUCAACGUGCACGCCGACUGCACCGACAUCCUGCCCCCGGGUACCCUGCGGCAGCUGCUCGGCCACGGGCCCCAGGGCGCUGGCCUCCUCGCUGACCCGGAGCACCCCGGGGAGCCCGGCUGGCAGGGCGAAAUUGUGCCGCAAUGGGUGGUGCGGUAUGUGGCGUUUGUGCGGGAUCGCGGCGUCAUUGAGAACAAGGGCUACUUUGCUAGCGCGGAGUUGGUGAACUAA